AUGCCAAUCCGUUUUCCGAUCACCAACUUGAAUAGUAAGCAGCAGCAGCAACAACCCAAAGCCACUGGAUCGAUCCAGCAUGCGAUUGACCCAUUUAUUUACGCGUAUAGCCCUCCCAACCCUUCUAUGAUGGAUUGGACACGUCACUAUCCCGAGUUUUAUCCUGCAAAGGAGGGCCAAGUGCAAAAGAAGGUUGAAUUUGCUGAUAUUGGAUGUGGUUAUGGUGGUUUGUUGAUCGCAUUGGCACCUCUAUUUCCCGACACGCUCAUGUUGGGUAUGGAGAUUCGAAUGAAGGUGGAAGACUACGUGUAUGAACGUAUCAAGGCUUUGCGUAUCCAGCAUCCAGGCUCCUAUCAAAACGUCUCCAUCAUGCGAAUGAAUGCUAUGAAGUUUUUGCCCAACUUUUUCGAAAAGGGUCAAUUGACCAAGAUGUUCUUUUUGUUCCCUGAUCCUCACUUUAAGCAACGGAAACACAAGGCUAGAAUCAUCAGUCACACAUUGUUAGCCGAAUAUGCUUAUGCUCUUCGUGUCGGUGGCAUUUUGUAUACAAUCACGGAUGUCAAGGAUUUGCAUGAAUGGAUGGUCAAGCAUCUUGAAGAACAUCCCUUGUUUGAACGUAUCUCGGAUGAAGAAUGUGAAAAGGAUCCAGUGGUUCCCCAUGUACGCACAGCAACAGAAGAAGGCAAAAAGGUGGAACGUAAUCAAGGAGAUAAAUAUCUUGCAUGCUAUCGUCGUAUUGAAGAUCCUUAUCAAGCAUAA
This is a messenger RNA of Lichtheimia ornata, 759 nucleotides long. RefSeq names its product tRNA (guanine-N(7)-)-methyltransferase. The record is from RefSeq and is a predicted model, not a curated record. Gene Ontology annotation, molecular function: tRNA (guanine(46)-N7)-methyltransferase activity. Gene Ontology annotation, cellular component: tRNA methyltransferase complex. Lineage: Eukaryota; Fungi; Mucoromycota; Mucoromycetes; Mucorales; Lichtheimiaceae. Bases 1 to 759 code for a protein of 252 amino acids. Gene Ontology annotation, biological process: tRNA methylation; RNA (guanine-N7)-methylation. The transcript has 4 exons.